Molecule: messenger RNA, 792 nt
Organism: Orycteropus afer afer
Lineage: Eukaryota; Metazoa; Chordata; Mammalia; Tubulidentata; Orycteropodidae
Product: granzyme H-like
Exons: 5
Coding region: 37-792 (251 amino acids)
Biological process (GO): proteolysis
Cellular component (GO): intracellular membrane-bounded organelle; cytoplasm
Molecular function (GO): serine-type endopeptidase activity
Source: RefSeq, a predicted model, not a curated record
AAGAGCAGCUCUGACCUGGGCAGACUUCCUGGGAAGAUGCAGCUUCACCUGCUCCUACUAGCCUUCCUUCUGGUCUCUGGAGCAGAGACAGGGGAUAUCAUCGGGGGACAUGAGGCCAAGCCCCACUCUCGCCCCUACAUGGCAUUUCUUCAGUUCUCGAAGGCAAAUAUUCAGAGUAUCUGUGGUGGUUUCCUGAUCCGAGAGGACUUCGUGCUGACAGCUGCUCACUGCUGGGGAAGCUCCAUAAAUGUCACCCUGGGGGCCCACAACAUCAAGGAGCAGGAAAAGACUCAGCAGAAAAUCCCUGUGAGAAGAGCCAUCCGCCACCCAGACUAUAAUGAGAAGACUAUUUCCAAUGACAUCAUGCUGCUGCAGCUGAAGACAAAAGCCAGCCUGACUGCAGCUGUGCGCCCACUCCGCUUGCCCAGGAAAAAGGUCCAGGUGAGACCAGGGCAGGUGUGUAGUGUGGCCGGCUGGGGCCGAGUGUCAGUGGAUACCUCAACAAACAGGCUGCGUGAGGUGGAGCUCACUGUGCAGAAGGACCAGGAGUGUGAAUCCCGCUUCCCCAAUUACAGUAGUGCCUGUGAGAUGUGUGUGGGGGACCCGAAGAAAAAGAUGUCUUCCUUUAAGGGCGACUCUGGGGGUCCCCUUGUGUGCAACAAUGUGGCCCAGGGCAUUGUCUCCUAUGGAAAAAAUACUGGGAUUCCACCACGGGUCUUCACCAAAGUCUCCCGUUACCUGCGCUGGAUAAAGAAAACCACAAAACGCCUCCAAUUGCAGGAAUCAAACUGA